This is a messenger RNA of Lingula anatina, 1185 nucleotides long. RefSeq lists its product as uncharacterized. The record is from RefSeq and is a predicted model, not a curated record. Lineage: Eukaryota; Metazoa; Brachiopoda; Lingulata; Lingulida; Lingulidae.
GUAAGAACGUCACCGUUAAGGACGCCAUGAUGAAAAUAACGUUGAUGUGCAUAUUUUUCGCUCUGGUUGGUCUCCUCCACGUCACCAACAGUACCAUAUCCUGCGUGGCCACCGUCCAACAUGGCGGCAGCCUGACCGAAAGUGUAAUAGCGUCACUUCCGGACAGUACUCUGACCGUCUGCUCCAACGCCUGUUUCCAGAACAUCUCGUGCCGCUCGGCUAGUUACGACCACGGCACGGGUGCUUGCGUCCAGAGCACUGAGUCGACUCCCGAAAUUGCUGCAGGAUCUACGAUGUUGACCUUUGACGGCUGUGCAGGGUUUGAGAGCAUGUGCGCCAGUUCUCCGUGCCAAAAUGGCGGCACGUGUAUCGACGGUACAUCCGGAAGUCUGCACAACUAUACCUGCGCUUGCGCAACCGGGUUUGUCGGCGAGCACUGUGAAGUUCAACCAGUCAGCGUCACAUGCGGCGUUCAUUGGAUAAGCGCGUGUCAGGGGACGUAUGGAAACGACCCGUGCACGGUUUCCUGUCCGAGCGGAUGUAUCAAUUCUGGAAGCAUCUGGGGCACGGGAGACUACACGGGGGAUUCUGCUUUGUGCCGUUCCGCCAUUCAUGACGGCCGCAUUCCCGAGUCUGGUGGCGUCGCUACCGCAAUCGGUCUGGGGGCGCUGCAGUCGUACGUCGGGAGCACACAGAACGGAAUAACGACGUCGAGCUACGGCAGUUACGGCUCUUCUUUCCGAUUUAUUUAACAACUAACAGGAAGUUCAGACGACGACGUAUCAAAUAUGGUUUUGAAUAUCCAACGAAUUCCUACUUUCUGCCUAUUUAACUGCACACAAGACCUAUACACAAAGAUAUAUGAAAAACUGACAACCUGCAUCUGCCCAGUUAUGAACGGAAACCACUUUCAUUUAGACACCAAACAUGUAUAUGACGUCAUCCAUCGGCAUUGAUAUUACCAUUAUUAUUAAGAAUACCAUGACAACAAACUAUAGGCACGGGCUGAUCAAUAUUUUACAAUUGGGAGUGAUGGCAUACAGCGCUGUAAAAACAAGUAAAAAGGGAUGAUUUUUUCUAUAAUAGGUAUGAAUCUGUGGCAAACAAACUACAGGGUGCGUUUUUAUGAAAAAAAUACUUAUUUUGCCUCGUUUUGCUGGUAAUAUAAAAUGGUACAUGCAUAUU